Molecule: messenger RNA, 2426 nt
Organism: Nematolebias whitei (Rio pearlfish)
Lineage: Eukaryota; Metazoa; Chordata; Actinopteri; Cyprinodontiformes; Rivulidae
Gene: slc26a6.2
Product: solute carrier family 26 member 6
Exons: 20
Coding region: 231-2393 (720 amino acids)
Biological process (GO): transmembrane transport
Cellular component (GO): membrane
Molecular function (GO): chloride transmembrane transporter activity; bicarbonate transmembrane transporter activity; secondary active sulfate transmembrane transporter activity
Source: RefSeq, a predicted model, not a curated record
GGUGGAAAUUAAAAAAAAAAAAAAUCUGAUUUUUUUUUUGUUUGUUUGUUUUGGAGUUGGAUGCAUUUCCUCUGGACUGGAUCCAUCAGAUCAAAAGACCACAUAUCAUGAGACAAUCAACUUGAAGUGUUCUCAGGACUUCAGAAGGAUCCUAUAUUUUCACGCUUGGAAUCUGGAGUUUUAAAUCCGUCACUUUAUCCUUAAAAUAAACCAAGAAUUUUUUUGUAGCCAUGGAGGAGAGAAAACACCUGAGCUAUGAGGUGAAGAGGGAGAUCCUGAAUGAAGAGGAGCUGGAUGAGCUUGCACAAAAAUCUGACUCAAAACCAUCUCUGUGUGAUAAAAUAUCAAAGUCAAUGAGGUCUUCUGGUCCUAAGGUGAAGAACUGUCUGCUGGGAACUAUUCCGGUGGUGUCCUGGCUGCCUCGUUACUCCUUCAGGGAGGACGCGCUCGGCGACCUGGUCUCAGGAAUCAGCGUGGGGGUCAUGCAGCUGCCACAAGGUAUGGCCUACGCUUUAUUGGCAUGCGUUCCUCCAGUGUUUGGUCUGUACUCCUCCUUCUACCCCGUCCUCAUCUACUUUCUUUUUGGUACAUCCAAGCACAUCUCAGUAGGAACUUAUGCAGUGAUGAGUGUGAUGAUAGGAGGGGUGACCGAGCGACUGGCUCCAGACUCAAACUUUAUGAUAUGGGACAAUGUGUCCAACUCCAGCAUCGUAGACAUUGCUACUCGCGAUGAAGAGCGAGUCCGGGUGGCGGCGGUUGUCACGUUUUUAUCUGGAAUGUUUCAGAUUCUGCUCGGUCUGGUCCAGUUUGGCUUCGUGGUGACGUACCUGUCUGAGCCACUUGUCAGAGGUUACACCACCGGAGCUGCCAUCCACGUCAUCGUCUCCCAGCUCAAAUACGCCUUCGGCAUCAACCCAGUCAGACACAGCGGACCUCUCUCUUUGAUUUAUACUGUCCUGGAGGUGUGUUUUCUCCUCCCACAGACAAACAUUGGCACUUUAGUGGUCAGUAUUGUGGCCAUAGUUGGUCUCAUUAUUGCUAAGGAGCUGAAUGCAUUGUUGAAUAAAAAAAUACCAGUUCCUAUACCUGUGGAGUUGGUCGCUAUUAUUAUUGCUACAAUAAUCUCAUGGCAGGUUAACGUGGAUGUUAAAUAUGGAGUGGAAGUGGUGGGAAGGAUUCCCUCUGGGCUCCAGCCUCCUGUUGUCCCGACUUUGUCUCUGUUCGGCCAGGUGAUUGGAGAUGCCUUCGCUCUGGCUGUAGUCGGUUAUGGAAUUGCCAUCUCUCUGGGACGAAUAUUUGCGCUCAAAUAUGGCUACAAGGUGGACAGCAACCAGGAGCUGCUUGCUCUGGGUUUGAGUAACUCCAUCGGAGGGAUUUUCCAGUGUUUUGCCAUCAGCUGUUCCAUGUCUCGCACCUUGGUUCAGGAAAGCACAGGAGGGAAGACUCAGGUUGCCGGGGCCAUAUCAGCAGUAGUUAUCCUCUUCAUCACACUCUGGAUUGGAAGGCUCUUUGAAGAUCUGCCCAAGGCGGUGCUGGCGGCCAUCAUCUUAGUUAAUCUUCACGGCAUGAUGAAGCAGUUCUUGGAUAUCUGUGUUCUGUGGAAGAGCAACAAAAUAGACAUGCUGAUUUGGAUCGCCACCUUCAUCUUUACCUUGUUGUUGAACCCUGACCUGGGAUUAGCUGCUGCCAUUGUUUUCUCCAUGCUCAUAGUCAUCUUCAGGACUCAGCUACCCAAGUACUCCCUGUUAGGACAAGUGGGCAACACAGAUAUUUAUAAGCCAAUGGAAGACUAUGAUCAGGUGAAGCAGGUGCCGGGAAUAUUAAUAUUUCGUUCCUCUGCCACUCUCUACUUUGCCAAUGCUGAGAUGUACCAAGAAGCCCUGGGGAAAAAGUCUGGUAUUGACAUUACAAAGAUCCUGUCUGCAAAGAAGAAACUAGAAGCCAAAAAAAAGAGGCACGAAAAGAAAAAAGCCAAGAAAGCCAAAAAACAGCUCAAGAAGAAUGGAGUGACCCUGUCUCCCUCUGAGCAGGAGGAGAAACAUUUCGAACAGCAGAAGGAGGUUUCUAUCAUUGAGGUGGACGAUGAUCUCGACCCCUCACUGCCAAGAGCCAUCAUCCUUGACCUCAGCCCAGUAAACUUCCUGGACACAGUGGGAGUCAAGACGCUACAAAGUAUUUGGAGAGACUACGGAGAAAUUGGCAUCAGAGUAGUUCUUGCUGGCUGCCAAACCGGUGUGGUGGAGAACCUGAAGACUGGAGGUUUUUUUAAUGACAAAGUGACAAAGUCCUCCCUCUUCACCACCAUCCACGAUGCUGUUCUGCACUGUCAGUCUGUCAGGACAAGAAGCCCAUAUCAUGAAGAACUUGAGGAUUUACAGGCAACACAUUUCUGAGUCCUGCGAGGAGCCAUGGAUGAUGUUAUACAG